Sordaria macrospora k-hell is the source of this 876-nucleotide messenger RNA. RefSeq lists its product as uncharacterized. Gene Ontology annotation, molecular function: acetylpyruvate hydrolase activity. The record is from RefSeq and is a predicted model, not a curated record. Lineage: Eukaryota; Fungi; Ascomycota; Sordariomycetes; Sordariales; Sordariaceae.
AUGGUUUCUACCUUUGAGCGCCUCGUCCGGUUCGAGGACGAAGCCGGUCAGUCUAGAUACGGCGAGCCCAUCAUCUCUUCGGUCCAUGACCUUGAUGAAGUCGUCUCUCAAGGAACUAUGGAGGCCACGGUCUGGGAAGGCAGCAAUCUCUUUAGCUUGGCACCCACCACUCAAGUUGUCAAGGUGAAGAAGUUGUUGCCCCUUUUGACUGCCGAGGAUGUCCCCAUUGUCAAGUGUGUGGGUCUCAACUACAUCAAGCACAUCCAGGAAGGCGGCCGCAAGCCACCACCAUAUCCCUCCAUCUUCAUCAAGCCCCGCACCUCAGUGGCAGGCUUCAACGAAGACAUCCCCAUCCCCAAGCUUGCCCAAGAUGACCAACUCGACUACGAAGGCGAGCUGUGCAUCGUGAUGGGCAAGACGGGCAAGGACAUUCCCAAGAGCGAGGCGCUUGGGCACAUUGCCGGCUUCGUGUGUUCCAACGACGUCUCGGCCCGCAAGUGGCAGCGCGACCCCAACUUUGCUGGCGGCGUGCCGCAGUGGUGCUUCAGCAAGGGCUUUGACAAGUUUGCGCCUCUGGGACCGGUGCUCGUGUCGCCUAAGGUGGUUGGCAAUGCGGGCAGCUUGAGGCUGCAGACUUUUGUCAACGGGGAGCUGCGCCAGGAUACCAACACCAGCGACUUGCUUUUCAACACCGAGGACAUUGUUGCGUUUGUCAGUCAGGGAACGACGCUGGAGGCGGGAACGGUCAUCAUGACUGGUACGCCCGCUGGAGUUGCGAUGGGUAUGAAGGAGCCCAAGUGGUUGAAGGAUGGGGAUGUUGUUGAGGUUAGGAUUGAGCAGUUGGGAAGUGUCAAGAACCGCAUGUCCUUUCUGUAG